GAGGAGCUGGAGGCGGCCGCAGCUUUCACCCGCGCGCGGAGACGUUUAAAAACCCUGCGCCUUGACAGCUCCGCUGGCAGCCGCCGCGGUCCCGGUCCGGUGUCCCGCACUCCCUGCUGGCAGCCGGCUCCGGGUCUGGGCGAGCCUCCGACCGCUGGUUUUGUUCCCUUGGUCGCGGGACGCGCUCCAUGCGGUCGCCCAGCAUGUCCGGGCACUUUCUGCUUGCUCCUAUCCCCGAGUCCUCCUCGGACUACCUCCUGCCCAAGGACAUCAAACUGGCUGUGCUAGGUGCCGGCCGCGUGGGCAAGAGCGCAAUGAUCGUGCGUUUCCUCACUAAGAGGUUCAUCGGCGACUAUGAACCGAAUACAGGCAAGCUGUAUUCACGUCUCGUCUAUGUAGAGGGGGACCAGCUAUCCCUGCAGAUCCAAGACACUCCUGGGGGCGUCCAGGUCCAAGACAACCUCACCCAGGUGGUGGAUUCCCUGUCUAAAUGCGUGCAGUGGGCUGAGGGCUUUCUGCUGGUCUAUUCCAUCACAGACUACGACAGCUACCUGUCUAUCCGGCCCCUUUACCAACACAUCCGGAAGGUCCAUCCUGACUCUAAAGCCCCUGUCAUCAUCGUGGGCAACAAGGGGGACCUUUUGCAUGCCCGGCAGGUGCAAACACAUGACGGCGUUCAGCUAGCCAACGAGCUGGGCAGCGUGUUCCUUGAAAUCUCCACUAGUGAGAACUAUGAAGAUGUCUGUGAUGUGUUUCAGCAUCUCUGCAAAGAAGUGAGCAAGCUCCACAGCCUCAGCGGGGAAAGGAGAAGAGCCUCCAUCAUCCCCCGGCCACGCUCUCCCAACAUGCAGGACCUGAAGAGGCGCUUCAAGCAGGCUCUGUCUUCCAAAGUCAAAGCCCCCUCCACCCUGGCGUGAACCUCCUCAGACAGAGUCUUCUUUUUAUUAUGCAUUUGUGCAGCUAAAAAGACUGGACUUUUCCCUUUUUAAUCACACACUCAGAGUUUAUUUUUAUAUAGACUUUAUUGGUUUUCAAGUGUAUGUGUAUUUCGGAAAUUUCAAAUGAUGAUCUAGAAGUUGAAUACUUUUCUUUUUCAAUUUUUUUUUUUUUUUUUACUGUAACUGCUAG
Messenger RNA from Tupaia belangeri chinensis (Chinese tree shrew), 1128 nucleotides. RefSeq names its product RAS like family 11 member A (gene RASL11A). Bases 189 to 917 code for a protein of 242 amino acids. Gene Ontology annotation, molecular function: GTP binding; GTPase activity. The record is from RefSeq and is a predicted model, not a curated record. NCBI's taxonomy places the organism in Eukaryota, Metazoa, Chordata, Mammalia, Scandentia, Tupaiidae. The transcript has 4 exons.